CUGACACUGGAUGACUGGAAACAGCAGAGAUGAAGGAGCUAUGGGUUAUGGUUGUCUUUGCUACAGUGUCUUUAUCACAGGGGGAUCUCACCACAUCAUCUGACAUUCCAACCACCAUUGACAUAACUACCUCAACUACUACUGCUCCUAUAACCUCUGACACUCCAACUACUACUGCUCCUAUAACCUCUGACCCUCCAACUACUACUGCUCCUAUAACCUCUGACCCUCCAACUACUACUGCUCCUAUAACCUCUGACUCUCCAACUACCACUGCUCCUAUAACCUCUGACCCUCCAACUACUACUGCUCCUAUAACCUCUGACCCUCCAACUACUACUGCUCCUAUAACCUCUGACCCUCCAACUACUACUGCUCCUAUAACCUCUGACCCUCCAACUACUACUGCUCCUAUAACCUCUGACCCUCCAACUACUACUGCCCCUUUAACGCCUGACUCUCCAGCUAGUGCCCCUCCAACUAAUGACAUUCCAACUACUGAUACACCAACUACUGACCUUGCAACUACUGAAACUCCAACUACCGACAGUCCAACUACUGAUAAUCUAACUACUGACACUCCAACUACCGACACUCCAACUACUGACACUCCAACUACCGACAGUCCAACUACUGAUAAUCUAACUACUGACACUCCAACUACUGACACUCCAACUACCGACAGUCCAACUACUGAAUACUCUGCAGCUACUACUGGUCAUCCAACUACUGGUUACCUAAAUACUACUGAUCCUCCAGCUACUGGUUACAUAAAUACUACUGGUCUUCCAACUACUGGUUACCCUACCUCUAUCCCUAUCACCAGUAUCAGUCUCCCCACCAUCUCUACCAACUCCACCAACACCUUUUCCACAACCUUUACCAACACCUAUCCUACCAUCUCUAACACCACCACUACCUCUCCUACCACCUCUCCCACCACGUCUAACACCACCUCCACCACCACCUCUCCCACCAUGUCUAACACCACCUCUCCCACCAUGGCCCUGGACUGCACUGCACCGCAACGUAUUGGACCUGUGGCCAGAGUCACAAGCAGUCUCAUGCCUUGGGAAGCCCCCAACUCCAACACCACCAAAAACAGAGGGAAAGUACAGAGACCUGCAGGCCAAAGGACAGAGCGAGAGGUUAGGUCGUCGUCGCGACAGGCCCUUGGGUUUGAGGAGAGGAGACACUAA
Messenger RNA from Oncorhynchus gorbuscha (pink salmon), 1199 nucleotides. Its product is annotated as salivary glue protein Sgs-3-like. The record is from RefSeq and is a predicted model, not a curated record. Bases 30 to 1199 code for a protein of 389 amino acids. The transcript is spliced from 3 exons. NCBI's taxonomy places the organism in Eukaryota, Metazoa, Chordata, Actinopteri, Salmoniformes, Salmonidae.